Cloeon dipterum is the source of this 3554-nucleotide messenger RNA. Its product is annotated as homeobox protein SIX6-like. Lineage: Eukaryota; Metazoa; Arthropoda; Insecta; Ephemeroptera; Baetidae. Gene Ontology annotation, cellular component: nucleus; transcription regulator complex. Gene Ontology annotation, biological process: regulation of transcription by RNA polymerase II. Gene Ontology annotation, molecular function: RNA polymerase II cis-regulatory region sequence-specific DNA binding; DNA-binding transcription factor activity, RNA polymerase II-specific. The record is from RefSeq and is a predicted model, not a curated record. The transcript is spliced from 5 exons. The coding region runs from base 146 to 1297 and encodes 383 amino acids.
AGAUAGGCGCCAAAACUGCUGUCAUCCCGCGCUCGUUAGCACACACACGCACGGAACACACGUAUAUAGUUUGUGUGCUGUGAUGUGAUUGAGAGUGAGAGAGAGAAGAGAGAGAGAGAGCGUGGAAAUCAAUUUGCGACAGCAAAUGCACUCAAUUAGCGCCGCACAAUGGGCAGAGGACCAGCACAGGGCGCGCGUGUUUCUGUUUGUAAACUCGUGCGUCGGGGGUGCAAUGUUGUCCGCAGCCCCGCACCACCGCCACCACCACCGCGAGGUAACAAACGAAGAAAUGGCGUCGUCGGUGCCGUCGACGCCGACGUCGUCGCCCGUGUCGACGCCGGAGCUGCCGCAGCCGCGGCCGCUGUUGCCCAUCUUCGCGCUGCCGACGCUCAACUUCACGUGCAGCCAGGUGUCGGCGGUGUGCCAGACGCUGGAGGAGUCGGGCGACGUCGAGCGGCUGGCGCGCUUCCUCUGGUCGCUGCCGGUCGCCAAUCCAAACUUCGCCGAGCUGUCGCGCACCGAGGCCGUGCUGCGCGCCAGGGCCAUCGUCGCCUUCCACAGCAACAACUUCAAGGAGCUCUACCACAUCCUCGAGCACUACAAGUUCGGCAAGGACAGCCACGCCAAGCUGCAGGCCCUCUGGCUCGAGGCGCACUACAUCGAGGCCGAAAAGCUGCGCGGAAGGCCGCUCGGCCCCGUCGACAAGUACAGAAAAUUCCCGCUGCCGCGCAGCAUCUGGGACGGCGAGGCCAAGACCCACUGCUUCAAGGUAAACAAUGAGCGGACGCGUUCCCUGCUGCGCGAGUGGUACCUGCAGGACCCGUACCCCAACCCGACCAAGAAGCGCGAACUCGCCCUCGCCACGGGUCUCACCGCCACGCAGGUCGGCAACUGGUUCAAGAACAGGCGGCAACGCGACCGCGCCGCAGCCGCCAAAAAUCGGUUGCAGAACCGCGGAAGCAGCAACGGCGAUGCGUCGACGUCGUCCUCUUCCGGCGGCGCCGGCUCGUCGAAGCCGGACGUGGACGUGCUGGGCCACAGCGACUCGAACAGUUCCGACUCGUGCCUGAGCAUCGGCACGGACGAGGAGACGCACAAACUGGUGUACCCGGUGGCCCGGAGCGGCGGCCUGUUGGGCCUGCCACCGGUCUCGAUGCCCGGCUCGAGCCUCGGCGGCCACCACGGCCUGCUGCCCAUGCUGCCGCUCACCACGCUGCGCCCCCUGUCCAUGCCAGGAAUGAUCCACCGGCCCUUCUCGACGCCGCCGCCCCACCACGACCUCUCCUCGGGACCCUGAGCCCAGGUGGAGACUGGAAAUUGCGCGUGCUGAAAUAGAUCUAAGUGCUGCGAUGAAGCUUUGAAAGGCCCUUUUUUUUAGGAGGGGAUUUCAUGGAAAUUUACAGGUUUUGAUCCGAAUUUACCAGAGAUUAGAAGUUCUGUUGUUAAAAGACGCCAUUUUGGAAAAUGGCAGAUGAUUAUUUUACAGGUUUUAAUCCGAAUUUAAAGAAACAGGCCCUGAGAUUACGCAAUUAGAUGUUCUUUUGUUAAAAAGACGCCAUUUUGGAAAAUGGCGGAUGAUUAUUUAUAUAAUUGUGAUAGCAGGGAUAUUUGGAUUAUAUUUCUCUUUAAUUUUUUUAAGUUUAUUUGAAACCUUCAACAGGUGGCACCACCAUAUUGAGUUACAGUUUUGAAGCACUUUUAAUAUUUCAUGUCGAAAAAUUCAUUGGAGGUGCUUGAAACCAUAAAAAACAAAACGGUAUAUUUUUUUCUUUUUACUGCGACUGCUGGCUGAACCUAUUUUGGUUUUCACCACGUCAAAUAAACUGUUUCUGCGUCUAAAAUCUGAAAUUGUAGCACCAUAACAUUGUAAGUAGACAAGUGGUGCCACCUGUUGGCGGCUAAAAAUAGCUAAAUUUUAAUUUUGCCCAAAAUUAUAACAAAAAUUCGGGCAUAGUUUAUUAUUUCAUCCCCUAUACACUCAAAAUUCAAUUUCAAAGCUUCAAUCCGUCGAAUGGACAGUUUUAGUUCCUGCCGCGCACGCUUGUGGCGGUGCCCACGCGCACCUGGCGUAUGCGAACCAGCCGAAAGAACGAUUAAAACAAAAUCCCAGUGCAACGUUGUGGAAAGGUUCGAAAAAUCGAACCAGUGGCUUCCAGUCUGUAAAAGUCUAGUUCAUCCCUCGUGUGCGAACUCGCAAAAGAACCUUUGUGCGGCGUGUUGUGGGAAAACGUGCAAUAAAAGAGAAAAGACGGACGCGAAAUAACAAUUAAACAAAUAUUAAAACGAGAACAAUAUGGUUUUAGUGCGUGAAUGCGGCACUCCGACUGCGAGAGAGUGAAUAAAAGGAGCGCGAUAUUAUUUCAGCCCUCGGUGUCGAUUAAAUAAUUAAGCACGCGGUGUUAUUCAAAUAAAAUAACAAGCUAAUUUUUACAUGUGAUACCUCUAUUUCUCAACAGGUCGCGAAAAUCGAAGAGUGUUUACACCGGAUCAACCUGUGUGUUCUUAAUUAAUUGCUGCACAAAAUUAUAGCGCAAAUUUUUUUAAAUAUGGACAGGAUAAAUUUUCUGGCAAUUAGCAGAAAGUGUAAAAGAACGGUGAUGCCAUCUUGUGGCGGCUUUGAACACCUAAGAUCUUCUCAAUUGUUGAAUUCUGGGAAUUCUGCAACUGUUUGCAUAUGAAAAUCGGGAAAAUAAUUGCUCUGAUACUCUGUGAACUAAAUCUGAUUCAGAAAUUCUUCACAUAAACCACAUUAAAUCAUAUUUGUGUCCAGAAUUCACGGUUGAACAGUGCUGCCAUCUGUCUACGGCUUUUAAUUCAAUGGUUAAAUAAAGGAUUGACGCAUUUGGAACAAAAUUUGGACAGAAAUUGAAUAAGGGCGCCAUUUUGGUACUCAAUAAACGGGUUUAUUAAGACAGAAACGGUGAUGACGCAAAGUUUCUUUUGUUUUAGCGCCAAAAAUCCAAAAUGGCGGCCGAUUGAGGCCUGCUCUAGGCGCCAAAAGCCUCAAAAUUCGUUUCAAAUGUGUACGAUUCACUCCGCGACCUUUCUGCUCAAUUUGCCAUUUCACCGUGUCCUGUCUGAUUUUUACAUUUUCACUCAAUGAAGCGGCACAAUUCAUUUCGCGCAAAAAGCCGCGCACGUGCAUAUAAACAAUUAUAUCCGUAGAGUGUGUCCAUAGAAAGCUGCAGUGUCCCAAUUAAAAGCAAGCCGCUGGCGCUCUCUAUUCACACACAUACAGCUUUUGUGUCUUUUCGCCUUUUGUGAUCAAUGUCCGAAUUUUCGAAUGACAAACAGACAAGAAGAAUACAUAAAUACCUCUGCUGUAAACGCAUAACUAAUAAUAUACACGUACUCGUAGGCUUUCGUGGAUGUAUUAUCUUUCUCUCUCGUGUAAAUAAGAAAACAUAUAUAUGUAAAUCGUUGUUAUUUCUUAUGUAAAGAAACGAUGAGUAUUCGAUGUGUUUGUUUCGCGGCGGCGUAUGCUUCGAUCACAAUAACUGUCCUGCAGCCGACGAACGAGUAAAUAAAUAAAAUAUAUAGUUAACUGACACGAA